Molecule: messenger RNA, 5424 nt
Organism: Trypanosoma grayi
Lineage: Eukaryota; Euglenozoa; Kinetoplastea; Trypanosomatida; Trypanosomatidae
Product: putative protein kinase
Exons: 1
Coding region: 1-5424 (1807 amino acids)
Biological process (GO): protein phosphorylation
Cellular component (GO): cytoplasm
Molecular function (GO): protein serine/threonine kinase activity; ATP binding
Source: RefSeq, a predicted model, not a curated record
AUGACGUCAGUCGGCGCGAGUGACGCACGUCGGGAAGUUGCUAUCAGUACCACCUCCAACAAUCAUACAAACAACAAUAGCUCCAACGACGCUGCAUUAUCGUGGAGCAAGACCAUCGUGGAGUCCCUCGGCGAGUUGCUCCGCCACCUUCAACUGCUGCGCGUUGCUGCGACGGCGGACGAAAGACAUUGGCACGGGGGGCACAUUCACGAAGUGCCGCCGCAUAUCCAGCAGCGACCGAUGCAUAUGCACGGAAGCAGCUCUGAUACUGGUACUGCUACUUCUGCCUCUGUCGCUGUUCCCUGUCCUGGUGUGUCACUUGAAACUGUGGCGCUCCUUACCGAUUGUGUGGAGUGUGAUGUAAAGCGGCUUCUACCUGUGACAAUGAAAUCAUGCGAUGCCUCAGCGGAGGGCAUGCAAGUGCGGUUCCACUUGCUCGAGGUCCUGAACUCCUGUUCGGAAUGUAUCUCCAUUUCCAGAAACAACAGCAGUAGUGGUGCUUUCAGCGCCGCCCGCCAUGCAUUGCCAUCUCUACUGGACAAUGUCGUUGCUUGCGUGAAGGUGGCGCUGGACCGCAUGCAGAGCAGCAACGCCACAAUCGUCGAAUCCACGGAGUCCGUGGUCGUAUGCUUAGAGAGUGAAACCAAGAGUGAGCAUGUGGAGCGCGUUCAUACAGGUCUACCCAUUCACCGUAAAGUUAUCCGCUGCAUCACGCGGUCCCUCCACUCGGUGAGCUGGUGGCUGCGGUUCGACAGCCGCGUCAUCCUCUCUGCUGCCGCGUUGCGUGUCAUGGCGGGGCUUUGGGCUGUGGUGGUAAUACUAGCAGUCACUGCGCUCAUCCUUGACCGAGGCACGCUGAGCGUCGCCCAAUCCUCUAAUUCUCUCGGCGACGGUUUCUUCUCCCUUGGUGGUGGUCGUGUGAACAGAUGCAGCAUUCGUUUCGCUUUUGAUACCGCGCAGCUUGCCUUGACGUUGGGGCUCGGCUUCGUCCUCCUCAGGGCGCUGGCAGCGAAGACUUCCGAGCAGGCCGCCGUUGAGGCGCUGUUGGACAAUAAAGCCUUGCGGAUGCGAAUAGACGAUGGUACAGCACAUGUUGUAGAGGGCAGGGCUCUUACGGAGGCUCAGCCUCCGCUCUCGGUGGCUUCCCCCGAAACUCCAAGGUAUGUACACUCAGUUGAUUCAAAGCAGAAGGAGGAACAAGAAGAGCAACACCAGCAGCAACAGAAUACGGAAGUUGAGGCAUUUUCAUGUGGUAAAGCGUUUGAUGUAGGAGCCACAACCUCGAGUUCGUCUCCCCUGCCGUGGAACCACCAGGCGUCUUUGCCACAACUAGCAAUGAUGAGUAAUACACCGGUUGUAUUUCGGCCCAUUCCCACUGACGCAGACAACAACAGCGAGGCGGCAGCUACACCCGACGAGGAUGACGCCGGAUUUGUCUUUCCUCCACUGUGUGCACAGGCGGAGCGGGAGGUGCCUCGGCUACUCGGUGAGGUGCAGAGUGGAGUUGCCGACAGAUACAACGAUUUUGCUCAGUUUCUCCAUGUGGACCGUACAGCGAAGGUAUGCCGCCACCUCGUAGAGAAUGUACAAGACUGCGUGUGUCCACUGGUUGUGGUGGAAUGCAGCAACCUUCCCACUACAGGGCGCAGCAACCGCAGGUCCACGGCCAGUGCGCCGAAAUACCCCGUUGUUUAUUGUAAUUUCGCCGCUCUCGAACUCCUCCAUUACCGCUGGCUGACAGAUGUCGCUGGCAAAGAGUUGAAGAGUGUCCUGAGUCUCUACCGCAGCGCAAGACGGCCGACAGGGAAACGGCGGUCAGGGGGCGGGCGGAAAGUCUCCACACUGCCUGCUCUGCCGCAAACGCAGCACCAGACAUCGCACGGCCGCCUCUUUCUGGUCCCAGCUCCGCCGUCGCAACAGCAACAACAAAAACAGCGAGAGAAGCGGCAGCGUUUGGAGGAAAUUUCCGACAUCAGGUGGCUAUUUGAAGAGGGUGUGGAGGAGCAACUUACGGUGCUUGUGACACAGAAGGCAUCAUAUUUUGACGUGUACGCUAUGAGCAUCAGCCAGGUGACGCUGCCGUCCUCCUUCUGUGACCCAACACAACACACCACACCCCACUCUGCGGAGAAGUCGUAUCUGGUGCUGCUGUUUCUUCGUCCAGUCACCAGUGAUCUAGACGGUGUGCCACGUCCUGUCACCAGCAGCGUCGCCCGUGAGGAAACCAUACAGAGAACGAGCAAGCGACAGUCGACAGUUAGCAGCGACCCUGUUUUUUGUGUUUCUCCUAUUAGUAGUAUUAGUGGUGGUGGUGGGACGCAAAAGCGUGCUUCGACGACUGGCAGCAGCACCGUCUACGCGUUGGGCAAUUCAGCCCCACUUACCACUGAGCGCGACGGAGCCGAUGUAUUACCGCGGCACAGUUUGACAAAUCAGCGCUCCCAAAGCACACGAACGGCAGCGGCGGUGACGCACAAACGCUCUAAGCGGCGCUCCACGACAAAGGGGUCUUGGUCGCCUAUGUCAGUGGAGCGUGGUCACGUUGUGGACCAAAUCACGGCACAUCAGCUACGCCAGAAGUUGGAGAGUUUGACAGCAGUGCGUGAGGUAGAGGUGUCGACGGGUGUUCCGGAUACCUUUCUCCUCAACUUUGUUGCCCUUAUGAUCUUCGUUCACAGGAUGCUGAAGAGGCACAAGCGAGUGAAGUGCCGCGUGGACGCAGAAAAUAUGUUUAUUAUCCUUGAAAUAACGGCGGAGGACGGUGUCAGAUUUAUCAGGGGCGAUAGGCGUUCCAUGGACGAUGGUGCCUCUUCCUCUUCGCAUGAUGUUACAACAAGCGACAGCGGGAGCAAAGGCAGUGGGACGCCCGAUGGGGCUAUUGGUGCGUUUCUCUCACCCAGCCUGUUGGAAUACCUGCAUGUUUGCGAUGCCUCCAUUCAUCUCAACCCGAAUGGCUGCAUUAUACGGUUUCCCUACACCACAAAUGAGCGUCUGGCACUCAUGGGGGAUGUUGGCACGCUGCAGCUUUCUACUGUCAAGGGACUCUCAUUGUUUGGCGUGGCCGCCACGAAUGCACUGACAGAGGAAGCCUUGGCGCUGACAAGUGGAGAGAUGAUUCACUUGGACCAAUAUGCUGCGGCUGAAGAGGCGUUCUCAGAGGCGAUACGCAAGACCAAAUCACUGCCACCACGAAGAAGGGAUGCCGGCGUCAAAAAUUUUCCCCCGCCCAUGAACAAAGGCGGCAACACAGGACAAGAAGGCAAUAAUGUAUUCUUUUUUGGUGUACCACUGGUGCAGCCGAUGGAGGAAGUGGCAGGGUCUUCGUUGGACAGCAUGUGUGGAUUACCUUUUGUAUUGGGUGGUCAUGUGGUAAGGAGUUUGGAAGGCACUGGUAACGCUGCGGUGGCCGAGACGGUGGCAGCGGCGGCAGCUCAAGAAGCGGCAGCAGCAGCAGUGACUGCAGCUUCAGCACGGGCAUCUAAGUCCUGCUCAGAUGCAGCUCAAUCAGCGUCCCCUGAUUGGCCGUCGGGUUCAGGACAACAGCGAGUUGAUAAUAUCUUUGGUAAAUCCCACACACGUAGUGGCAGCGAUGCUAUGGGAACAAGUAUUUCUUGCAAUAGUCCCCUUGGAGCCAAUGUAACGAGUUACUGCAAACGGUACCUUCACGUAUUUUUGUAUAUGAAGGAACACCGACCGGACGUCAUACAGCAGCUCUGGGCAAGAGGGCAUUCGGCAACAGUAGUGACGGAUCCUGCAGUUAUGAAACGUUACCUGCUCAUUGGCAUGAAUAUCUUUGAUGUAGUCUUCAUCGAGUGGAAUGAGAAACUAGUGAAGCCAGAUAUUCGCGACCUCAUCGCCGCUGAUUCGGGAAAGCAGUCGACUACGUUGUAUCUACUCAACGAGGAUGUCUAUAGCCUUCCGCUGCCACCAGGAACACCCGAUGAAGCGGUACUGCGGAUGCGUGACAUUGCGGAUAUCUUCACUGAUCCUGCAAUUGGCCACAACGUGAGUCUAUAUAUCCGGCAGCGCCGGCUUCGUCACGAGAUGGUGCAAAUUCGCUGGCGGAAGAGCUACCAGAUUGUUCGUCAGAUUGGCGGUGGUGCAUUUGGGGAUGUAUACGAAGUUUAUGUUUUCGUGUCGCGCGGACGCUUGGCAAUGAAGCGUCUGUUCCUCAAUGGUGCUAAUAACCACGUUCUUGAACAACUUAACCGUGAAGUGUUGAUAAUGAGCCAGCUGGAUCACCCGAACAUAGUCGGUUUCUCCCACUCCUCUAUGGAGGAGAACGCCUAUUGCAUUUUUAUGGAGUUAUGUGAUGGGACAUUGGAUAGUCGAAUACACAGCGACUCCGUAACGUCUCAAAACAACCGAAACCAGCAGCGACUGGGGAGCCAGCAGCCACCUUUGCCGCGGCUAUCGGCGCCUGCACCAUUUCAAGUUUCUUCUGUUUCUAGUACACCUACUACAUCCAAUUUGGAUUCCGAUGGAACUCUAAAGGGACACGAGCACCUCACAGCACGAGAGUUGGUACUUGUUCUACACGACAUUGCUAGUGGUAUAGCAUACCUUCAUUCCCAAGGCAUCGUCCAUCGUGAUAUUAAGCCUGGUAAUAUCCUGUUUGUCAACGGUGUAGCGAAAAUUGGCGAUUUUGGUAGCGCUGCAGAGGAACGCACCGCAAAACCGCUCACCAAUAUGAAAGGAACUCUGGCGUACAUGUCACCUGAAGUGGUGCUCGGGGAGCCAUAUGGAAAGCCCUGUGACAUGUGGUCGUUUGGGUGUCUGGUAGCGGAAGUUAUUGGGUUACGCCUCGGGCACCUACAGGGAUUGCACAUGCCAGCGCUCGUGGAGCUGUACAAGUCGAUUCCUCCCACAGGAAGCCUCCCCAUUACUGUGGCGAACUACAAGGGUGGGACGCUUCAGCACCACUACGGGGAGAGCACAGCGCAAAAGAUAUUGGGGGCGAUGAAGACCGCCUAUAAUGACGCUUGCAACGAACGUCGUGAGGCAGUGGCGCCGCGCCGCCGUGGUGCAUCCAUCACACGUCGCGACAAAAAUGACCCCUUCCACCAUGAAGACUCGGAGGAUACACAACAUCAGAGCUGCACGAGCUGCGAUUCUACACGUGCUGUGGCAUACAUUAGCACCAACAGCACCGCGUUCCUCGGCUCUGGCAAGGCAGAGCUGCCAGAGAGUCUUGUGGAACUGCUAGAGGCGCUCUUCCACCGCGACCCGCAGCAGCGCAUGACGGCGGAGGAGGUGCUCGACCACCCCGUAACAUGGGACGUGGAAUGGGUGGAGAUGGUUACGCGUGCCGUAGAGGAGAUAUGCCCGCUUGAGGCCGACUACGCAUCGGCUGAGGCCUCACACGGGGGGGAAUCUACUGCAGGGAUGGAGGACAGCUUGAACCUCUCCAUCAAUUCGACGUGA